Lithohypha guttulata is the source of this 513-nucleotide messenger RNA. RefSeq lists its product as uncharacterized. Lineage: Eukaryota; Fungi; Ascomycota; Eurotiomycetes; Chaetothyriales; Trichomeriaceae. The coding region runs from base 1 to 513 and encodes 170 amino acids. The transcript is spliced from 2 exons. The record is from RefSeq and is a predicted model, not a curated record.
AUGCUCGCUGAGUCGCACGAAGCGCAACUUCACGAGUCAAUGUCUGCCGGCAGACUAGACUCUCAUACGAUGGCCACCAAAGACAGCCCAACUACCAUGCACGACCAAUCUCCCAUCAACGAAACCUCAUUCCUCAGCCUCUCAACCACUCCCAAUACCUCUGCGCAACCCUCUCACACUCCCAGUCCCACCAUCUCACACUUCGCUCUAACCUACCUCAUUCCCGACCCUCCCGUCUUCUACGGCAGCGACUUCCGACACACCAAAAACAACAUCAGCUUCUCUGAAUGGUACGUCAAAAUGAACGGCAAACUCGCCUCAAUGGCACCACUGGACGAGCAGACAAAAGUCAAUUACAUCGUCAGUUGUGUUACGAGCGAAGCGUUUUACGAUUUACUUGAUGAGGAUCAUCGACGGGGUGGUUUUCGGACUGCGAGGGAGAUGUUGAAUUAUUUGAUGGAGCAGUGGGAUGCUGAUGUUAGGAAAGUUGAUAUGAGGUUUGGUCGUGGAUAA